Molecule: messenger RNA, 1288 nt
Organism: Exaiptasia diaphana
Lineage: Eukaryota; Metazoa; Cnidaria; Anthozoa; Actiniaria; Aiptasiidae
Product: enoyl-CoA hydratase domain-containing protein 3, mitochondrial
Exons: 7
Coding region: 26-889 (287 amino acids)
Cellular component (GO): mitochondrion
Molecular function (GO): hydro-lyase activity
Source: RefSeq, a predicted model, not a curated record
CAGAGCAGGCUCUCCUACGACAAAAAUGCAUCGUUAUGGGAGAAAACUUCUGUCUUGUCAGACACACAGAGUAGCAUUCAGGUUGAUGUGCUCUGCGCCAAGUGUUCAACCUUUGACACUAUGCAAUCAGGAAAAUGGUGUACGAAGAAUCAUUCUUAAUAACCCAAAGAAACGAAAUGCUUUAUCCUUGGCUAUGCUAGAGUCCUUAAAAUGCAAUCUUCUGCAUGACCUAGAUAACGAACUAAGAGUGAUAGUACUGUCUGCAAAUGGCCCAGUCUUCUCUUCUGGACAUGACCUCAAAGAACUGACUGAUGAACAAGGAAAAAAUUACCACAAAAAAGUAUUCCAUCAUUGUACAGAGGUUAUGUCGUUGAUUCAGGACAUCCCUUACCCAGUUAUAGCACAAGUGAAUGGUAUUGCAACAGCAGCAGGAUGUCAACUUGUUGCAAGUUGUGACAUUGCUAUAGCCUCAGAAAAAAGUCAAUUUGCUACACCAGGUGUCAAUAUCGGAUUGUUUUGCUCUACUCCUGGUGUAGCCUUAGCCAGAGCUGUUCCUAGAAAGGUUGCUAUGGAGAUGUUGUUAACAGGUCAUCCAAUAACUGCUCAAGAUGCCUUAAAACAUGGUCUAAUAAGCAAAGUAGUCAAUGAGGAGUCUCUUGUUGAUGAAGUCAACAAAGUAGUUGAUAAAAUAUGCAGUACAAGUCAGCCUGUAAUAGCGAUGGGAAAGGCAUGUUUUUWUUCACAAGUAACCAAAACAAGAGAUGAAGCUUACAGACAAGCUGAAUCAGUUAUGGUUGAAAAUCUCCAAACAUCAGAUGGCCAAGAAGGGAUCAAGGCAUUCUUAGAAAAAAGAAAACCAGUUUGGACACAUAGRAGUGAUUGUCACUAGCUAGGAAUACAGGUAGACAUAAUAGAAAGGUUCCCAGUCUAAAAYRCUAUGGUAUGGGUUGACUGAUUAGGUUAAGAAGAUACAGUUCCAUUGUUAAGACAGUACAAAAUAUUUUUAAAUCACUAAAGUAAGAACAAUGCAGUUGAGAUAUACAAGACUUUUAUUAUGUUUKCUAGAGCAUUUUAUAACUAAUUGUUUUGGAAAGAACAAUAUAUACUGUUUAUGUAUAUUGGAUAUAGAUGGUUAUAUAAAUCAUAAUUCAUUAGUAUUCAUAUAUAUGGGAGGGAGUCAUGACUAGGAGGUGCAGACCAGGGCUGUGAACARGAGAGACAUGGCAAAACUAUUUGUCGGGUCUUUAUACUGUGGUAGUAUUUUAAAUAAAGCUUGUAUUAGCAGGUU